UAUUUUUGUAUGAACUUUUUUGCCGGCUUAAAGAAACAAGUUGGUAUGAGAAAUAUUAUGAAACUUGGCUUUCAAUUUUAUUACAAUUGGCGACGCUUACGGUGAAUGACUUGGAAAAUACUUCGCUUUCUGUCAGCGCUAAUAAGACUCUUUUAAAAAUGCUAUUGCAUUCUAUUAAAGUUCCUUUUUUACGCAAGAAGACCUUGGAAGUUCAUCUGAAAAAGAUUGUGAACACGGAGUUACUAUUUUUAACAACCGGAAACUACAAAAUACAGAUCAUUGCUACUGAUUUCCUUAGGGAUCUUGUUUUAAACUUCACAUCUUCUAUGAGACCGUACGUUGAUGAAAUUGAAAAAACUUGCAGAAAUACUUUGCAGUCUAGCAGUUUUUGUCCCGUUUACUUAAAAAAAGCUCUUUUUUCCUGUUUGGCUAGUCUUCCGCAUACCGGCCGAGUAAACCAAACGGCAGAAGAAUCGUGGCGAUUGCUUUGUUUGAAAAUCGUCGCAAAUAUUCACCACAUCUUGAAUUUCGCCUUUUCCUGUGUAAAAGAAGAAAAGAUCUAUUUUCCUGAGGAUUCAGAAUCAGAAUUAAAUUUAAAAAAAGAUAUAAAAAGCUUAGAUAUGGAUACCUCCUUACUUUCGGUUUACCUUCUACGAAGGCUUGUCGUAGAAUGUGCUCUUCUUCAGGAGCUUUUGCUUUCUGGUUUUUCCAGUGUUGUGGCUUUACCGUUGCAGCAAAUCUUUGAUAUUGUCACUCGCAUAAUUAAUCUUGAUAGUUGCUUUCCAAAAUACGGCAAGAAUCUUGAUUGGCGCCUUCUGAGCUUCAGUUUUGUUAGUUAUUAUCACUGCGGUCUGGAUCUUUUAUGCGCCUUGCUUUCUCUCCGGCCACUUACGGGGGCACUGGCCCGUAAAACCUCUUACUUUGAAGGGAUUGUAAAAAAACCCCUGAAGCUGAAGGUGUACUCUUUAUGCUCUAAACUGUUAAGGAAUUUUCACCUUGAUUUUGAAUUAAAUUUUAUUUCAAUUGUUUUUCGGGAUGCUUUAAAUGCUUUGACUGCUCUUGCAAAACCAAAAUCACUUGGCGAAGAUCCCGCUGCUUCGUCUACUGAUCUGUUCCUCCAUGCAGCAGACGUUAUUGCAGUUGCGAUAUCGUUUCGCCCGUUGAAGAUUCGCGAAGAUCUUCUCAACGAGCUUCAAAGUUGGAUUUGUGCUCAGCUUGUUUCAUUGAACACUUUUCCGCAUAGCAUCGAUCCUCUCUUCACAAAUUUAGCCUGCCUUUGUAGUUUAUAUGAACUUUUAUUAAAAUUCCUUGUGAAUUCCAUAUCUUUGCAACUUUCUUUAUUAAACAAAGCCUUGCGCCUUUUUCACGAGGGUUUGUUUAGUGACUUUGCGGAGAUUUCGAAUAUUUGCCACAACGCCUUAAGGGUCUGCAGUUUCAUAGUCCAUCCGAGAGUCCCUUCUCUCCCCCCUCGUCCGUCUUCUGUUCGGAGUACUUCCCUUCUCACUCCAAUAGUUGGCGGAGAUGAUUUCCACAACAAUGCCUUUACCGAAUUGGUCGAGACUGGAACGGCUGCUGAGAGAAAUAAUAAUAAUUAUAAUGAUGAUAAUAAUAAUAAUAAUAAUAGUAACAGCAAUAAUAAUAAUCACAGAAUAAAUAGUUCGUCUGAUAGUAAAUAUACUCACACGCCGAAGCGCUCUAACGCUGAUCAUUCCCAAAAUUUUUUUGAGAUGGAAAAGAAAAAGCUGUGUUGUCAGGAAGUUGAGAAGUUGGAUGAAGAAAACAGUAGCGAGUGGAUCCCGGAGAUUGUCGACGAGAGCCCCGAUGAAUAGCUGUAAUAGUAAUAAUA
This is a messenger RNA of Zophobas morio, 1846 nucleotides long. RefSeq lists its product as uncharacterized. Bases 159 to 1829 code for a protein of 556 amino acids. Gene Ontology annotation, biological process: rRNA processing. The transcript has 15 exons. The record is from RefSeq and is a predicted model, not a curated record. NCBI's taxonomy places the organism in Eukaryota, Metazoa, Arthropoda, Insecta, Coleoptera, Tenebrionidae. Gene Ontology annotation, cellular component: nucleus.